Messenger RNA from Drosophila innubila, 2239 nucleotides. RefSeq lists its product as uncharacterized. Gene Ontology annotation, molecular function: tRNA (guanine) methyltransferase activity. Lineage: Eukaryota; Metazoa; Arthropoda; Insecta; Diptera; Drosophilidae. Bases 5 to 2164 code for a protein of 719 amino acids. The record is from RefSeq and is a predicted model, not a curated record. Gene Ontology annotation, biological process: tRNA methylation. The transcript has 6 exons.
GCCCAUGCUAAGUGGCCACAUGCCUCGGUUUGUGGCAAGCAGUCACGAUGACAUUUGGCUACGCUGGCUGCGGAUUCUGUAUGUGCGUCUCCUGGAGAAUCACAAUGUACUCGUCGUCCGCUGGACACUCGAAUACUUUCUAAUGUACUUCACCAUCAAUGAGCUGCGUCGCGUGAACUUAUUAAAUCAAUUCCUCGAUGCCAUCAAUAAAACUGAGCUCUACGAUGCCGAGGAUUACUUUCUGCCUGAGCUGAACAUUAAGACUUUUGUCCAGAAUAGUGGUACAUUGCAGUUCCUCGAGGCAUUGGUGAUGGUGCCCUGGCAGAGCUUGCCCCUGCUUCACUGGCUGCGUAGCAUGCAACCACGACAGCCGCAUAUUGCCAAGAGUCUGCUACUGAAAAUCUGUGAACGCAUCAAGUCCUUGCAGCAUGAAAACUUGCGCUAUGAAGCCCAGAACCGUAUGUUCGAUAUAUUUGAACCCACAAUCGAGAGUUUGUCUCUUGGCGAUUAUAUACAGUUCAUAAAGGCGCUUUGCGAUAGCUUUUGCAGAGAUCACAAGCGUUUCACAGCAAAAAUAGCAAGUUGCACUAAUUUUACGGAUGAAUUGGUUUAUUUCGACAAGUCCUUGUUCAUGAUGAUCUUUCGCACAGAUGUCAAUAUUGGAAUUGAGCUGCACAAACAAUUUAGUCAAUUGCCUAGGACUCAACAUGGUUGGUGGCGUCUCUUCUCGUUCUUUUUCAGCUUGAAGCUCGAGUGUGCUACUGAAAGAAUGGAGAUUCUCGACUUUUAUCGGACGGAAUAUGACUUGGAUAUAGGGUUGAUUGAAAAAAUGACAAAUCUUUAUAAUUUACAACAAUAUCUGCUUGAGAAACUGAAAUGUGAAUCCGAAGAAGAAAUUUCUUUUGUACUGCAUCGAAGUGUCGAUUGGUUUACUUGUGAAAAACUUCUAAAAUGGACUCAAAUCGAGGAACUCAACUUAAGGCCACAUGAGUUACUCAGUCAAGGUACUAUCUUAACUGCUCAGCGUGUGUCAACGUUGCUAAACGAUGUGGAAAUUAGACUGAAGGAUGAGAGCAUACUUAAGGUAUUAAUGACCUUCUUGAAGCAAUAUCCGGAUAGUGUUCUAGUCGCCACGGGACUUGUAAAAUACGCAGCUGUUUUUUUGCCGAAAGAGGAAAGUGAACAGAUCUUGAGUGAUGUGCUUGAAACCAGUCAUUUUUUAAAUAUCAACGUCUUAUGCUGUACGAAGAGUGUUCCGAUAUCUCUGAUAAUACGAGGAAUACUGUCGGGCAGUCCCUUAUCUGGUGAAAUGUGUAUCGAGUAUGGUUACCUGAUCAAUCAGUAUAAUUACUUUUUUACAAGCUGUCGAAAACGAGAUAGCUAUAUAAAUUUUGUUAUCGAUCGCAAAACGGACAUAAACGCGAUACUCGAUGAACUUGUGCGCAUAAAUAAUGAGAUGGUGGAAAAUAAACCGAGCUACGUAGAAAAUUCCAAGGAUCAUCGAAUUAAAAUGCGUAUUGGCAGAGCCUUGCUAAGGAUAACAUUCAAGAAUCCUAGCUAUUGGUCCGAUCAAUUAUGGGACGCAUUGCUCGCAUUAAACGAGCAUGAGAAUAUCAAAUAUAUGUACGAAUGUCUAGUUGCCCGAUGUUUGCCCUGUGUGGAUAUGUUGUUGAAUCGCCUGAAUCAGUUAGAUGGUCUUGAGUCCUGCCAGCAGUUAUCCUUUAUCUCAGUACUGCACAUCUACUGUCUGAGCAAAUAUAAUCACAUUAAGCUAGAACAACUCCAGAGGAUCAUCGAUCUGUUAUUGCCCCAAACGAUGUCCAAAGAUUUCGAAAUUCGUCUUUUCACUCAAUUGGUUUUGCAUAGGUUGCUGCAACAGUUCGAGGAUAGCAACAUUAAGAUUCCUGGUGUUAUUAAUAUGAAGAAUGCCAUUGAAGGUAAUUUGGCCGAUAAACUGCAGGAAUAUCAGGAUGAAGGUCGCCUUUUACUACCAAAGAUAUGUUAUCAGACUCCAGAUGGUCUACAAGCAGCCGAUUUCAUAUUAUAUAUGACAUAUGCGCCAUGUGAUGAAUACUUUGCCGAUUCCCUGCGGCCCAAUAUAAAACUAAAGUCCGAACUGGCCAAGUACAGAAGUAUUCUUAAGGACAAAGGUCUACCGACGUAGUCCACAGCUGGAACCUUCUAUCAUUGACUCUCUAUUCAACAUACAUUAAAACUUUAGGCUUGAUAUUGAACAGUG